AUGGCGUUUGGGCAGCAAAAAGUGCCUGGACGUGGACGUGGACGGCCGCCAAAGGAUCCCGCGGCGCGCCAGUACCAACGCGAUACGGAUUUCGAUGAAUUGGGUGGCUCACAACUUGACAUGUAUCCGUACAAGGCGCGCAAGCUCGAUGCAAACGACGCAGCGCGCCCCAUGGCGGCUCUCGAUCCGGAGCUUGCGGUGAAUACGGUCGACGAAAUGGAAGCUGCAUUGCGGGAUAUGCGUACACGUUACGAACAGAAUAUAACAGAGCGUGUGCUCCAAGCCACGCGCGAGCGCGACGCCAUUCAGGCGCAGUUUGACCGACUCAAGGAACUGCGUGUCACACAGAGCGAAAAGACGCUGGUAGAAUGGAAGCGCGCGAGUGAGACGCGGCAGCGACAUCUGAUGGAGUCAUUAUCUUCCUGGAAACACCGCGCCGAGCACGCCGAGCGCCGCCUCAAGGAAGUCGAGCAAGCCGACGCUGUGCCUUCCUCAGACCCCGCCACAGCGCGGCAUACACAGAAGUUGGAGCGCGAGGUACAGCGGCUUGCGGAUAAACUGAGUGCGGCGCGGACAGAGCUCGAUGCGCAGGUCGCACGUAAUAACACACUUGAGCAGCAGGCACCGUCUACAGGAGACGAUAAGCAGGCCAUCCGGCGCAUGUACGAGGACCUAACUGGCUUUAUUGUACGCUACGUCGAACUGCCCGACCCCACGAAGGCGUUGCACAGAUUCCAGAUUGUUUACACGGGCCCCGACUCGCAUGAUCUCGAAUUCUCACUGGAGGAGUCGCAGCUGCAUACGGAUGCACCGCGCGGCGCGAUGGCCGACAUCCGCGACGACUUUGUCUAUGUACCGAACCUCGACGAGGUGCGCGAUGCGAAGUUGCUCACAUCGGAAACGAUGCCUGACCACUUCCUCGAGCCCAUUCGAUUCGAGCGCAGUGCCGCGAUCAAAUUUGCCAAUGCGCUGCACCGCAGCCUGAAAAAGUAG
Molecule: messenger RNA, 993 nt
Organism: Malassezia vespertilionis
Lineage: Eukaryota; Fungi; Basidiomycota; Malasseziomycetes; Malasseziales; Malasseziaceae
Exons: 2
Coding region: 1-993 (330 amino acids)
Biological process (GO): meiotic sister chromatid segregation; attachment of mitotic spindle microtubules to kinetochore; homologous chromosome segregation
Cellular component (GO): chromosome, centromeric core domain; mitotic spindle; nucleolus
Molecular function (GO): microtubule site clamp; protein binding
Source: RefSeq, a predicted model, not a curated record